AUGUCGGAAAAAGGAAAUUGGAAGAUGGAGUUUGACAUGACAGAGGGUGUCACACCACGAGGAAGAGCGGCAGGGGACGCCAAGAAAAAGGCGAUGCUGGAAUCCAUGAAGCAGGAGUUGAAGCUCAAAGCAGGGAAGGCUCUGUCGAAGCUGGUGGAUAGAGACACACAGAGCAACGGUCUUGCUGAGUUCCACAAGAUCUGUGACGAUCUCAAGCCUGAGUUCGUGAGCUCCAUCCUGUCGCUCCUCUUCGAGUUUGACGGCGGCAAGAGUGCCUGGGCUCGUGCUCAAGGAGCUCGCCUCUUUGCCACGGUCGCCAAGCUUCACUUCAACAUGAUCCAGGGAAGCCUCGGCAGAAUCGUCUCCUUCCUGUGCAAGAAGAUGAGGGACACGGAUGCAAACGUGCGGGAAGCUUGUGCUGAAACCGUCGGCGAACUCUCCCGGCUGCUCAAUUCCAGCGAACCGUUCGAGAGGAAGCUGGAGGAGACCAUGGACAUGGACAGCUCCACCAUGAACGACGCUCCCACCCUCGGGCUCUUCUUCCGCCCCAUCCUCCAGUCGCUCGAGUCUGCCGACCCCAACGCCCAGCAGGGCUGUUCGCUUGCCUUUGCCCACGUCAUCUUCAACUGCGGGAGCCAGCUUCACCCCCACCUCGAGAAGCUGUCGAAGAGGAUCCUAGCUCUGAUGGACAACAACCAGUUCCAAGGCAAGCCGCAGCUGCUGAUCGCCAUCGCCAACCUGAUCGAGGUCUGCCCCGACGGCCUCCUCCCGUUCAUGCCCCUGUACUUCGCAAGGAUUCGAGCCUCCUGCAGCUCGCAGGACUGGAACACGAGGAAAUCUGCGAUCGAGACGCUGGAAGCCAUGUUCACGAGGUACGAGCCAGCACAGAUCAUGGACUACAAGAACAGCAUCUUUGAGCUCCUCGACAAGUGCAGGUACGACAGGCAGCCGCCAGUUCGAGAAGUCGCCGCCCAGGCUCUGCAGCAAAUCUCCAAGAUCGAGGGCCUGUCCAGAGAUGGAGGAGGGAGCAAGAAGGAUGACGAUUGGGAUGUAGCCGAGGCAGACGAUCUGGAGAAUCAGGAUCCCUUCCCUCAGGCCAGCAUGGAAGACUUGUCUCUGAGCCGCUCCAGCAGGACCCCUCUCCAGAGCAUUCAGGCUUCUUCCAUCAAGGCCGAGCUCAGCAAGCCCGACAUGAGCAUGGAGCAGAACACGCGUGCCAAGCCUGCCAACGUGCUGAGCGCGACGUGGGGAAGCGCGGCGCCAGCGCAGGGGUACGUCCCGUCCAAGGAGGCAUGGGACCAGUUGCUGGUGCACUUCGAUCGCAUCACCCAGCAGCAGACCCAGCUGAUCGAGAUGGUAUCCGGGUUCAGCGAGCAGGCAAGGGAGCGGCUUGAGACUCUGGAGCAGAAAGUCUUCUCGCUGGACCUGAGGAUGUCUUCCAUCGACCACCGCCAGAGCCUCUCCGGCAUGCCGCCCACCCCUGCUCGCGCCAUCGGAACUCCGUCAAAGAACUUCGCCUGCACGCCGUCACGGGGCAUCUCCACUCCGAUGAACACUUGCCAUGAGAACGCGGGAGGCUGGGAUGACGUUGAUGUCUUCUGA
Guillardia theta CCMP2712 is the source of this 1602-nucleotide messenger RNA. RefSeq lists its product as hypothetical. Lineage: Eukaryota; Cryptophyceae; Pyrenomonadales; Geminigeraceae. Gene Ontology annotation, molecular function: microtubule binding. The coding region runs from base 1 to 1602 and encodes 533 amino acids. The transcript has a single exon. Gene Ontology annotation, cellular component: microtubule. The record is from RefSeq and is a predicted model, not a curated record.